Messenger RNA from Humulus lupulus (European hop), 1608 nucleotides. Its product is annotated as zinc finger protein CONSTANS-LIKE 1. Gene Ontology annotation, cellular component: nucleus. The coding region runs from base 137 to 1321 and encodes 394 amino acids. Gene Ontology annotation, molecular function: zinc ion binding; protein binding. The transcript is spliced from 2 exons. The record is from RefSeq and is a predicted model, not a curated record. Lineage: Eukaryota; Viridiplantae; Streptophyta; Magnoliopsida; Rosales; Cannabaceae. Gene Ontology annotation, biological process: regulation of flower development.
UAAACCAUUGCUCAUCUUCUUUACCAAAAGAAAAAAAAAGCUCUACACUUUCUCUCAAACUAGACACCCUCUUCACUACUUCUUCAAGUUCCAUCACCUCAAACAAAACUAGUAUUAACAUAAUCUUCUGCUGAUUAUGAUGAAGGACGAGACCACCGGCGCCGGAGGUGGCGGAGGAGGAGCAGGGACCAAGGCAUGGGCAAGAGUGUGCGACACUUGCAGAGCAGCGGCCUGCACUGUCUACUGCAGGGCUGACUCGGCAUACCUCUGCGCAGGUUGCGACGCUCGGAUCCACGCUGCCAACCGUGUGGCAUCGCGGCACGAGCGGGUUUGGGUCUGCGAGGCAUGCGAGCGUGCCCCGGCGGCCUUUAUCUGCAAGGCAGACGCUGCUUCGCUCUGCGCCACCUGUGAUGCUGACAUCCACUCGGCGAACCCGCUCGCCAGGCGUCACCACCGGGUCCCUGUACUUCCUAUAUCGGGGUGUCUUCACGGCCCUCCAGCAACUGACCGGGUCGGAUCGACCUUGGUUGGGGGAACCGGUGAUGGGUUCUUGUCCCACGAGGGUAACGAGGGGAUUGAUGAUAUUCAGAAUCCGGAAGACGAGGACGAGAAUGAAGCGGCGUCGUGGCUUUUGCUGAAUCCGGUUAAGAACGGUCAGAAUCAGGGGAAUGGGUUCUUGUUUGGCGGGGAAGUGGACGAGUAUUUGGAUCUUGUGGAGUACAAUUCCGGUGUCGACAACCAGUUUGGUGAUCAUCAGUACGGUCAGACCAAUAAUCAGAUGCCGCAGAGUUACGGUGUUUCGCAGCAGAAAAGCUAUGGUGGCGAUAGUGUGGUUCCGGUUCAGUGUGUGGAUGGGAAAAGCCAGUUGCAGCAUCAGCAGAACCAGACUGGUUUUCAACUGGGAUUGGACUUUGAAUCCUCAAAAUCUGGCUACAGUUACAAUGGUUCAAUUAGUCACAGUGUUUCUGUAUCAUCAAUGGAUGUGAGCGUUGUACCAGACUCGACCAUGAGCGAUAUCUCUAUCUCCCACCCACGACCACCUAAAGGGACAAUAGACCUUUUCUCAGGGCCCCCAAUUCAAAUGCCGACCCAACUGACUCCAAUGGACAGAGAAGCAAGAGUCCUAAGGUACAGAGAGAAAAAAAAGACAAGGAAGUUUGAGAAGACAAUAAGGUAUGCCUCAAGGAAGGCCUAUGCAGAGACCAGACCAAGGAUCAAAGGCAGGUUUGCCAAAAGAACAGAUGUAGAAGUCGAAGUUGACCAGAUGUUCUCCACAGCUCUAAUGACAGAAGCUGGAUAUGGCAUUGUCCCAUCAUUUUAAUUAAAAAAUGAAAACAAAAAAAAGUUUGCAAUAUCAGAAGAGAAGUCUUAGUUUUGUUUUUUUUUUUCUUUAUUCACUGAAGUCCCUAUUACUGAUAUAUAAGUGUUAUAUAUAUUGUACUGUUUCACCAAUGUGUUUGGUCUAGAUUAUGAAUCUGAUGUAAGCCUUCCUGGUGCUGAUAUUUUUGUAUACACUAGUGCUUUAUUAUGUAAAUGUACACAUGUAUAUUUCUAUUUCAAGUCAAUCCUAACAUGUAGAGCAUAAUAAUGUUCUAUGAGUAUUGUUUU